Lingula anatina is the source of this 1685-nucleotide messenger RNA. Its product is annotated as proton-coupled amino acid transporter 1-like. Lineage: Eukaryota; Metazoa; Brachiopoda; Lingulata; Lingulida; Lingulidae. Gene Ontology annotation, molecular function: L-amino acid transmembrane transporter activity. Gene Ontology annotation, biological process: amino acid transmembrane transport. The record is from RefSeq and is a predicted model, not a curated record. Gene Ontology annotation, cellular component: vacuolar membrane.
AAAGGAAUUUGAGGAAGAUGACAUCGAGGAAAGCAUUCGUAGUGCUCUGAUAAGCGGUUCUUUUAACGUGGAACAGUUGAAUGGUAAUAUGGCAAGCCUGAUGAAUUUACUGAAAGGCAACAUUGGCACGGGAAUCCUAUCCAUACCCCUUGCUAUCAAACAUGCCGGAUUGCUAGUAGGAAUGGUUGGCAUGAUCGUUCUUGGCAUCAUCUCUGUCCACUGCAUGCAUCUGCUGUUGAUCUGUUCUCGCGAGUUUGGUGACAGAACACACCGCCGUCACCUUGAAUAUAAUGAUGUGAUUGAGCUGGCUUUUGAAGACGGGCCGAAAAUUUUCCAGAAGUUUUCCAAUGCUGCAAGAUUCGCUGUAAACUUAUUCAUCAUCGUAACGCAGUUAGGCUUCUGUUGUGUGUAUAUAGUUUUCAUUGCAGCCAAUAUUAAGCAGGUGGUUGACGUUUAUAUCAACCCAAGUUUUCCGUUACGAAUUUACGAGCUGUUUGUAUGCAUUUUAUUGGUACUAGUCGUAUUCAUCAAGCACCUCAAAUGGCUGGCCUAUUGCGCUCUUUUUGCCAACUUGCUGACGGUUGCGGGACUUCUCAUCAUUCUACAGUAUACGUUCCGUUCUCUGCAGCCAGUCAGCACUUUUCCUCUGUUCUCAGAUAUGGAAAGUUUGCCGUUGUUCUUUGGCACUGCAAUGUACUCAUUCGAAGGAAUAAGCUUGGUUUUACCUAUUAAAAACAAGAUGAAAGAACCGGAUGCCUUCUCCGGCUGGGCCGGCGUGUUAAACCUAGGAAUGGUUAUAGUGAUAGUUCUGUUCUUGGCAAUCGGCUUCUAUGGCUAUUUAUGUUUUGGAGAUAACGUAGCAGGAAGCAUAACUCUAAAUUUACCAACUAACGACUGGUUGUAUCUUUCAGUGAAACUAAUGUUUUGUCUAGCUCUUGUGAUAACAUAUGGACUACAGUUCUAUGUACCCGUACUUAUUAUCUGGCCAUUCUUCAAGAACCGUAUUCGCGGCAAUGGAUAUUGUGAGUGGUUUGCAGAAUCGCUCUUCAGAAUAUUCCUGGUGCUUUUUACGCUUGCUAUGGCAGAGCUGAUUCCGCAUCUAGGUCUCUUCAUCUCAUUGGUCGGAGCUCUGAGUAGCAGUGCACUGGCAUUAAUAUUUCCACCAAUCAUCCAUACUCUUACUUUCUGGCCGGACAAUCUGGGCGUGUGUAAAUGGCACUUUAUCAAGAACGUCUUAAUAUUUCUCCUUGGAAUUUUAGGCUUUGGGAUAGGAAGCUAUGUCUCAUUGUCUCAGAUCGUUUAUUGUUUUACUUAUCCAAAGGCCGCUACAUGUGAAGGUACUUAAGGUAUUUAUAACUGAUCCAAAAAGACUGAAGCAAAAAAAAAAAAAAUAAUAAUCACCCCAUCAUUACAGUUAUAGAAUGCAGUUCUUUUUCAAAUUCAGUACAUCAUAAAAGGCUCCAACAUGAAACGGGAAACAAAGAUGUCGACAGAUGAAAAUAGAAAUGGAGAGUAUACCUUUCAUUAAUCGUUCAAAAAAUUCCAGGUGUGGCAAAAUUCAGUGAAAAAUGGUUCUGCAAAGUAGGAUUCUUACGGAUAUUUAUUAUUUGCAAUAUUUCAUUGAAUUACAUUGAAUUAUUAAGCCUUAAACGACUUCGAAAUUGUCGAUGUCAAUUGGAAUUUUG